Messenger RNA from Pelagomonas calceolata, 880 nucleotides. NCBI's taxonomy places the organism in Eukaryota, Pelagophyceae, Pelagomonadales, Pelagomonadaceae. The record is from the annotation of a GenBank genome assembly.
CGAUUGGGAGGCUGCCCAACAGACGCCAUCGACGCGAGAAUGGAGCCCUCGAAAUCAUUAAGAGAAGCCGUCGCCGCCAUGGCCGGGCCGGGAGCCGAAUUGAGGUACGAGGAGGCGCCGCGCCAGGCCAUGCAGCGCCCGAUGCCCAAGGACUGCUGGGCCGUCAACGCGUGCGCGCGGCCGGCGGGCCACUGGGGCGAUAGCGAGUGGUACGAUUUGCAACUCGAAAGGAGGCUGCCUCUCGUCGGACCCAUGUUGAAUGAAGUGGUCUGCGCGCUGCCUCCUCUCGGAAAUGGCCGGGUCUGUGAUGUGGGAUGCGGCACUGGACGGUGCGCCGUUGAGAUCAGGAAGGCCUAUCUCCGCUGUACCUUGUGUUUAUUGGAUGCGGAUAAGGACAGGGUCGAGACAGCCAAAAACAGAGUGGCAGAACCGGUAGAGGUGAUAGUGGAGCCGUUCGUGGUCGGAGCACCAUCCUUACCGGGGGCGCCCUACGACUGCGUCACUUUAGUGUUAGCGCUGAGGCAUUCGACAAGACCGGCGCCGCACUACGCCGAAAGGCUAGGAUUGCCAUUACAUACGGGCACCGUCGAGGAGAGCUAUCGCGCCGCUCUGACGACAAUCUUCUGCUCGCUGCGGCCGGGCGGCACGUUGUUGAUUGGAGACCAGGUCGCGGCGGGCCACCCGUCGGUGUACAACCAAUGUAAAUUACUGGAGGACUGCGGCUUCGAGCACGUUGAUAUUGCCUGGCGCGACCGCGACUUUUUCGUGAUUGGGGCCGCGGCGCCGGCGGACGACCCGGAGCCGAGUUGGUUUCGCGGGGAGGGCGGGCCGCGGUUGCCGGCGUAAGUUGUUUUCGUCAUUUGCGGUUUAAGAGAAGCGA